AUGCUGCGUUCGGCGCCGCCCGGCCGCUACCUGUACCCUGAAGUGAGCCCGAUGUCGGAGGACGAGGACCGAGGCAGCGAGAGCUCGGGUUCAGACGAGAAACCCUGCCGCGUGCACGCGGCGCGCUGUGGCCUCCAGGGCGCCCGGAGACGGGCCGGGGGCCGGCGGGCGGGGGGCAGCGGCCUGGGGCCUGGAGGGCGGCCGGGCCGCGAGCCCCGGCAGCGGCACACGGCGAACGCGCGGGAGCGGGACCGCACCAACAGCGUGAACACGGCUUUCACCGCGCUACGCACGCUCAUCCCCACCGAGCCCGCUGACCGCAAGCUCUCCAAGAUCGAGACCCUGCGCCUGGCCUCCAGCUACAUCUCGCACCUGGGCAACGUGCUGCUGGUGGGCGAGGCCUGCGGCGACGGGCAGCCCUGCCACUCGGGGCCCGCCUUCUUCCACGCAUCGCGUGCCGGCAGCCCCCCGCCCCCGCCGCCCCCACCCCCCGCCCGGGACGGGGAGAACGCCCAGCCCAAACAGAUCUGCACCUUCUGCCUCAGCAACCAGAGAAAGUUGAGCAAGGACCGAGACAGAAAGACGGCGAUCCGGAGUUAG
Molecule: messenger RNA, 600 nt
Organism: Rangifer tarandus platyrhynchus (Svalbard reindeer)
Lineage: Eukaryota; Metazoa; Chordata; Mammalia; Artiodactyla; Cervidae
Source: the annotation of a GenBank genome assembly